AUGCCGCCGACACGGACCACUAAAUCGUAUGAGGGCAAGAAGGCGGCAGAUGCUGCAGUGUAUGGGGUGAAGCCGGGCUUCAAACAUGAAGGCAGGCUAUCAGCUGUUCCCGGCAUGUCCGACGAGACGACGGUGAGCCGCUUCGCGACUGGCUCAUACGCACAGGUACCCCAUUCAUUCACCCAGAGCAGCGUCAAGGCAGAAUCUCCCAUCUCGGUGAAGUCUGAGCCACAGUCCGAUCAAGAAAUGUCGAGACCUCAAUCUGUUCAAAAUGCCGCAGCUGCUGUGCACUUUGACGCCGAUGACUUCAGUGACGAUGAGGAUCUCAGCUUUAAUGAAGCACCACCGGCACCGAAGCAAACCCGAAAGCCAAAGACUGCAAGAGCACCGCGACCCACGGGACCUAAGGGAUCUACCAGCGUUUGCUUCCAGUAUGAUUUCGAAUGGGAAAAACAUCGUGUCGAGUGGCUCGGCCAUGCGACAAGGGCGGUCACAUUCAAAGACAAACUGACGCCGGCACACAUUGACACGCUGCUCUCCUUCACGGAAACCUGCGAACGCCUCACCUCAUUCUCGUUCGUCUAUCACGACGUCGACUACGACGCUACCAACUCGGCCGAGGAGCUGACUGACGAUGAUAUCAUCAAAAUCGCCCGCGCCUGUCCCAAGCUGAAAGGCUUUUACCUCCCAGGCGCAUCGGGCCUCACAGAAAAGGCGUUCCUUGCGCUGUGCGAACAUUGCCCUGACCUCUCGACUCUGCAAAUUAGCAAAGCCUCAAGAGGCCCAGGUAACACAGGCCACGAUAUCGUCUUCGAGGCAUUAAGAAAUCAUCCGGAGUGGGUGCCAAAGCUGAAGGAGCUUCGCAUCGCGAAGAUGAGCUGGACAAGCAAAGUACUGCGAGAGCUGUCGAAGGCGCGGCCGAAGCUCCACAUUAUACUGAUCUCAACUAGUGAGGUCAAGAAAUGGGGCGACUGGCAGUUGGAAACCUACCAGUCUGAGUGGUGGAGAGGGAAGUGCCAAGACAGGGAUGGAGUGGCUAAGAGGAAUCAGAGGAGAUGGGAGAAGUAUGACGGGUACGGUUUCUACUAG
Molecule: messenger RNA, 1089 nt
Organism: Colletotrichum phormii
Lineage: Eukaryota; Fungi; Ascomycota; Sordariomycetes; Glomerellales; Glomerellaceae
Exons: 2
Coding region: 1-1089 (362 amino acids)
Source: RefSeq, a predicted model, not a curated record